UCGCAAUACUCUUUCAAAAAAGUUUAUAUCAAGGAAUCAACUUGGUCUAAAGAUUACUUGCAGAAUACAGUAAAUCCUUGCAAAAUAAAUACUACUACUAUAAUGAUAAAUUUAGGAAGUCUCAAUGAAAAUGUUGUCAGGAUUAAAAUUCAAAAAGCAGCAGAAGUUUGGAACGUGUCUCAGUAUGAAGUGUGUUUAAUAUCUAAAUCCGAAAAUCAGGACAAUGUUAUCAAAAAUGAAAUAUUAAUAGCAGAGAAUUCAAAAAGCAGAAGCAAUAAAAUGAUUUUUAAAGAAUUCCCAAAUGUGAAUAAAGGAAGUUAUUAUGUAACAGUAAUGCCAAUUUUGCCAAAUAAAUUUCAGAAAUGUAAUAAAAGUUCUUCCCAAAUAUUUCACAUACAUAAAUCCAUAACUGGAAUAGGUUAUAUCUUGGCUUGGACAAUGGGUGGUAUUUUUGUAUUCAUUUUAAUUGCUGUCAGUUCAUUUUUUAUAUAUAAAAGAAAAAUAAAAUUUUCAAGAAAGACCAUUCUUUUAAUCUAUUGUCGGAAGUCGAAAGCCCAUACGAAAGUAGUCGCUCUACUCUCACGGUACUUAGAGCAGUGUUUCAAUAUCAACGUUUUGGUGUAUAUAGAUCAAUUAGACCACCCCACUUCGUGGAUCUACGAAAAUUUGGGCGAUGUCGAUUGCAUCGUUAUCGUUUUUUCGAACGGUAUGGUCGAAAGUACUUCGCCAGCCGGACUCGAAUUAUAUUUUCGUAACGAUCUAACCGCAGUCCUUGACGAACGGGGACGUAAGAAAUUUGUUAAAGUUUACUUCGACCAUUUUAAUACCGGAUUGAUCCCCAGAAAUUUGAAACAGAGGGUAUACGGACCGGAAUAUCAUUUAAUGAAAGAUUUCGGGCGAUUUAUGUGCUAUUUGUGCGACGUUCAUCCUUGUUUCCGUACCGCUUUCUCUUUCCCCGAAUCACCAGAGAAAGAAAGUUUACUAGAAGCAAUCGAUGCUGCUAGAGAUUAAA
This is a messenger RNA of Centruroides sculpturatus (bark scorpion), 1012 nucleotides long. RefSeq lists its product as uncharacterized. The transcript is spliced from 4 exons. Lineage: Eukaryota; Metazoa; Arthropoda; Arachnida; Scorpiones; Buthidae. The record is from RefSeq and is a predicted model, not a curated record. Gene Ontology annotation, molecular function: interleukin-17 receptor activity. Bases 103 to 1011 code for a protein of 302 amino acids.